Messenger RNA from Parnassius apollo (apollo), 327 nucleotides. The record is from the annotation of a GenBank genome assembly. Lineage: Eukaryota; Metazoa; Arthropoda; Insecta; Lepidoptera; Papilionidae.
AUGAAUAUUUAUCUGAAAGAAUAUUUUACACCUAGCGUCUUACAAAAAUGGAAAGAGUUACAAGAAGACCUUAAACGCGAAAGAGAGUCAGGAAAAAGAGUGGCUUUACGCUACGAUAAAAUUGUGACACUAAAACCACUUGAAUCUGAAGUACAUACACACACAGAAAGAAACAGAAACAUAAAGAAACGUUUUAUGUCUAAGUCGCCUGAAGAACCAGAGAAAGAAACUGCAAAAGAAUAUGACCACGAAAGGUCAAAACAAGUACCAAAAAAAGCCACACACCAUAACCAGUUUCCUUCGCCCAUCGCAGCAGAAUCUCAAUAA